Armigeres subalbatus is the source of this 1427-nucleotide messenger RNA. RefSeq lists its product as uncharacterized. The transcript has a single exon. Lineage: Eukaryota; Metazoa; Arthropoda; Insecta; Diptera; Culicidae. Gene Ontology annotation, biological process: DNA integration. The record is from RefSeq and is a predicted model, not a curated record. Gene Ontology annotation, molecular function: nucleic acid binding. The coding region runs from base 28 to 1137 and encodes 369 amino acids.
CACCUACUUCACGCGGGGCCGCAACUAAUGCUAAGUGUACUUAGACUCCGAUUCUGGCCGCUUGGAGGUAGAAGCGUGAUCAGAAACAUCGUACAUAGAUGCCAGAAAUGCUUUCGAUGUAAACCCACUUCAGUGCAACAAUUUAUGGGAGAUUUACCAGCAGCUAGGGUUACCGUAUCCCGCCCGUUUUCUGACGCAGGAGUCGACUACUUUGGCCCUGUUUAUUUACGCCCAAUCCCACGACGUGCUACAGUUAAGGCCUACGUAGCAGUUUUUGUUUGCCUUUGUACGAAGGCAGUUCAUCUGGAACUAGUGUCAGAUUUAUCCACUGACAGGUUCCUGCAGGCGCUUCGCAGAUUUGUGGCGAGGAGAGGACUGUGUACUAACAUUUACUCCGACAAUGGCACUAAUUUCGUCGGUGCACGCAACCAGUUGAAGGAUCUGCUGAAGCUGCUGAAGAGCAAUGAUCAUAACAGCGCCGUAUCCAAGGAGUGUGCCAAGGUUGGAAUUCAGUGGCAUUUCAUACCACCGAGUGCCCCGCACUUCGGUGGUUUAUGGGAAGCGGCCGUACGAUCAACCAAACACCAUUUGCUGCGUGUAAUAGGAGAAUCACCCGUGUCUCCGGAGGACUUUACCACACUUCUUACCCAGGUCGAAGCUUGCCUCAACUCUCGCCCCCUUACGCCUCUCUCUGACGACCCCAAUGACCUCGAACCACUGACGCCCGCCCAUUUUCUGAUCGGCACAUCCCUGCUAUCCAUUCCGGAGCCCGAAUUGGGUUCACUUCCGAACAAUCGCCUUAAUGCCCUGCAACUCAUCCAAAAAAGAUUGCAGGAUUUCUGGAAGAGAUGGCGCAGAGAAUAUUUAUGCCAGCUACAGUCUAGGAAUAAAAGAUUCAAAUCAGGGAUUCAAAUAGAAGUAGGCAAGCUGGUCGUCAUCAAAGACGAUAAUCAGCCUCCGAUGAAGUGGAGAAUGGGGCGAAUCAGCGAUAUCCAUCCUGGCAGUGACGGAAUUGUCCGCGUUGUUACACUUAAAACUGCCAAUGGAUCAUUAAUUCGACCUAUUGAGAAGCUUUGUUUCCUGCCGCUUCCAGAAGAGGACGACAGGCCAAGUGGAACAACAAACCACCCACAGUAGAAUCAUCCCUAUCCACCAUCCCAUCCCGGCGAAGAGGAUCUGUUUUUUCUCUUUUCAGAAAUUUGACAAUCUCAGGAUGGGUGAGGAUGUUUAGUAAUAGCAAAAUCAUCCCACUAGCUACAACCCUGCUAUCACUACUCUGCGAAAAAUAUCGUCUCCGUCCUGAUGUUGCUGCACAAGUUCAGACGAUCGGUAGCAAGGCAUUCCCAUUGUUCGUAUACACCAAUGGAUCCAGCAAGGCAACUUCAUCAUCGCAAUAUCGACGGAGGCUGUACGCCAACUCGGGUGGU